Aspergillus tanneri is the source of this 1845-nucleotide messenger RNA. Its product is annotated as methylenetetrahydrofolate reductase (NAD(P)H) MET13. Gene Ontology annotation, molecular function: methylenetetrahydrofolate reductase [NAD(P)H] activity; FAD binding. The transcript has 3 exons. Gene Ontology annotation, cellular component: cytosol. The coding region runs from base 1 to 1845 and encodes 614 amino acids. The record is from RefSeq and is a predicted model, not a curated record. Lineage: Eukaryota; Fungi; Ascomycota; Eurotiomycetes; Eurotiales; Aspergillaceae. Gene Ontology annotation, biological process: tetrahydrofolate interconversion.
AUGCACGUCAAAGAUAAGAUCACCCAAAAUGAUUCUGCGGGGAGAAUUGGAAUUUCUUUCGAGUUCUUCCCUCCGAAGACCGCCCAAGGUGUGCAAAACUUGUACGACAGAAUGGAUCGCAUGCAUGCACUGGGCCCUUCCUUCAUCGAUAUCACUUGGGGUGCUGGUGGUCGACUGUCCGACCUCACGUGCGAAAUGGUGAAUGUAGCUCAGUCGGUAUAUGGUCUUGAGACUUGCAUGCAUCUGACCUGCACGGACAUGCCAACGGAGAAGGUAGAUUCCGCCCUCCAGGCCGCCUACAAGGCUGGCUGCACAAACAUCCUGGCUCUUCGCGGUGAUCCCCCUCGUGAAAAGGAAACAUGGGAGGCCACUCAGGGAGGAUUUCGCUAUGCCAAAGAUCUGGUCAAGUAUAUUCGGGACAAGUAUGGGAAUCAUUUUGACAUUGGCGUGGGGGGUUAUCCGGAGGGCGCGGACGACAAUCCGGAUGUGGAUCUCUUGAUUGAUCAUCUGAAAGAAAAAGUUGAUGCUGGAGCUUCAUUCGUGAUAACUCAAAUGUUCUACGAUACGGAUAAUUUUAUUGAGUGGAUCAAGAAGUGCCAGGCCAAGGGAAUCAAUGUACCAAUUAUCCCUGGUAUUAUGCCUAUUCAAACAUAUGGUGCAUUUCUUAGGCGUGCGAACUGGACGAAAGCUCGAAUUCCACCUGAUUGGCUGGAGACCCUGGAGCCCGUCAAAAAUGACGAUGCCGCUGUGAAAGACAUUGGAAAGGGGCUAGUUGCGGAUAUGUGCAGGAGGCUUCUCGCAUCUGGCAUUAAGCAUCUGCAUUUCUACACAAUGAAUCUUGCACAAGCAACGCAGCUGGUUCUUGACGAGUUGAACCUUCUGCCAUCCGAGGAGACACCUCUUCAGAGACCCUUGCCCUGGCGGCCAUCUUUGGGUCUCAAUCGCCGAGGCGAAGAUGUUCGCCCCAUCUUCUGGCGUAACAGGAACUCCUCCUACAUCGCCCGUACGCAGACAUGGGAUGAGUUCCCCAACGGUCGUUGGACCGAUUCCCGCUCACCCGCCUUCGGAGAGCUUGAUUCCUAUGGCAUUGGACUCAAAGGCACGAACGAACAGAAUGUCCAACUUUGGGGAGAGCCCAAGUCUAUUCGGGAUCUCACCCAUAUAUUUGUCCGUUAUUUGGAAGGCAAAUUAGAUCGCCUUCCUUGGAGUGACACACCAUUGAGUUCCGAGGCAAACGUGAUCAAGGAUAAUUUGAUUGAACUUAAUAAUAGGGGCUUUUUAACCAUUAACUCCCAGCCCGCUGUCAAUGGUGCAAAGUCUUCCCAUCCUGUCUACGGAUGGGGCCCCAAGAAUGGCUUUGUAUACCAGAAGGCAUACCUUGAACUCUUGGUGCCUUCCUACCUACUUGACGAAUUGGUCUCGCGCAUCGAGAAGAACCAGGACCUCACUUAUCAUGCGGUUGCAAGGACUGGUGAACUGCGAACUAACACCCGUGAUAGCCCCAAUGCCUUGACCUGGGGUAUCUUCGCAGGAAGGGAGGUCGUCCAGCCUACAAUUGUGGAAACCAUCAGUUUCUUGGCCUGGAAGGACGAGGCAUACCGUCUAGGUGAAGACUGGGCCAAGUGCCAUGAUGCCGCCAGCCCGAGCAGGAAGCUGAUCCAGGGUGUUGUGGAUAGCUGGUACCUGGUUAACAUUGUCAACAACGAUUUCCACAACACGUUUAGUCUCUUUGAGCUGUUCAAGGACUUGAAUGUGAAAGACCUUGAUUCGGAGGUAUCCGCAGACAACGUCGACGAAAAGCAUCCGGCCAAUGGAGCAGUCCCUGAGGCUAUGGUGAAAAACUAA